Messenger RNA from Pomacea canaliculata, 2144 nucleotides. RefSeq lists its product as uncharacterized. The transcript is spliced from 5 exons. NCBI's taxonomy places the organism in Eukaryota, Metazoa, Mollusca, Gastropoda, Architaenioglossa, Ampullariidae. The record is from RefSeq and is a predicted model, not a curated record. Bases 72 to 1235 code for a protein of 387 amino acids.
GCCGGAUGUGCUCAAUGUUUCCGUCAAGUUUAUGAUUAAGUUUUGGCUUACCACAAGAGAGGGGCGAUCUGAUGAUGGAUACUUUUAACCUUAUAGCUGUUGUGUUACUGAUUGUGUUUACAACACAAAAUCAAACAAUUUCUUCUACGUGUGGAAUAACAAGGUUCAGUGAGACUUUGAUUGAAAGAGAAGGCAACUUUACAAAUAUUUCCUAUCUUCUCAAUAGCACCGAGUCAUCGUAUUUUUCGGACAAAAUAAUAUUUGCUUUUGAUGUGUGCAAAAGUAACAUACUUACACGUCAGUGCGUAUUUGAAUGGAAUGAGCAAAGUAAGGAAAUGACUUCCGACUACUGGGGUUCGGAGGACGAUGCAGUCUGCUCGGUGAAGAGUCGUGAACUCAGCAGCUCCACCCUGACCUGGGAGAUUCAAAUUUCGCAGCUGGUCACCCGGUCAUCAACUGUCAUUAAACUUUACCUGGAGAACAACACUCUCAAAGAAAGCACCUUCCAUAUAAUACGCAUGAUACGCCUUGAUAUUUUUGACCCACCUAAAGUCACAAGUCUGACUGUAGAUGGACAACAGGUGAACGACACUCAUCUCAUCAACGAGGGUCAGAAGGUCACCAUCUCAUGCAACUUUAACAAAGGAAACCCGCCUGUCGUCUUUCAUUUGUUCAACAGCAAUGGAAAUAAUCUUACUAAAAGUGAAGGUCCUCUAAACAUGUUACUGACAGCUCAGUGUGAAGAUGACUGGCCGACAGUUCAUUGUCAAGGAAACGGGUCAGAACUCAAUAGAUCGCUGUCGUUUCUGGUCAGAUGUCCUCCGCAGUUUGUUGGCGAGUCUGUAAAGUUUGUUCGUCCUCAACUUGUUGAUGCUGCAACAUUUCGUGUCAAGGCUCACACGACAUCAGUCAAAGAAUGUAUCUUGACAUCCCUGUCUCUGGACUUCGUAAAGAAAGUAAACUGUAGCCUCAGUGGUGAUCCACCCGAUCUGAUCUUAGGUCUUCUCUUUGACAAGGAAGACAUCCAUCUACAAGGAAACUGGACCUUAACUCUUCACAACGAAGGAGGCUUUUCGAAUACAGCACUAAGCUUCAUUGAAGCAUCAGAAGGUCUCAGAUCGGUGUUUAAAGUUUCUCUGCCCACCGUUGUUGUCGUUACUGUCGCUGGUGUUAUCGUUGUCGCUGCUGUUAUCAUCGCCGUUAAAAUGGUAAAAAAAUGCAAACGUGGUAAGUGACCUAUACAUACAUAUGAUAAAAAUGUUUAGCAUCUUAUGUUAUAUAUUAUAUAGGAGGGUGGAGUCUUAGUGACCUCACUUUCCUCGGGGCCAGCUAUGCACGACGGUGGUGCCAUUCUCGUCUCCCUCGAUGCUUUACCUUCCCCAACCCUUUAUAGAGUCAGGUUCCCAUUUCAGCCCGCUGGAUCGACUGGGGGAAGUUUGCUGCGCUAAUCGGGCAUUGAAGCAGAGCGCUUUCAGUUCGGAUGCCACCGCUCGAACCACUCGACCAUCCACUUCCCUUUUGGCGGAGACGUUUGACUGAUAACGGAGAUAUUUCAAUAUCGCGAGUUCAUUCAAGUUCCUUGAAGAAAAGUUGAUCGCGGAACGUGGACAGAGGAAGACGAAGAAAACAAGCACAACAAAGGUAAGCUUGGCCAGAGGUCUUGUCCCGCGGGCAAUUUAGGCAUCGCUAACCUCUGACCUCUCGUGAACUGGCCGGCCGUCAGGUAAGUGGCGUGCGGGUCAUGUCACCCCUUUAACUGCAGCACAGCUAGAGGACCGUCUACAUCUGCAUACGCAUCCUUGACACUCACAUCGUGGGGGAAUGCCUUGAGAAAUCCUCGCGUGCGCAUGCGCAAACCAGAAACAGUGAUAGCAAGCGCGGGUUUUCAACAAUCAGAGGACAUUUAAUUGUUUAUCAUCUUUUCUCCUGCCGAGAUAAGCUGCAUUUUGUUUGGUAAGUAAAGUAUUUACUAUGUUUACAUGAUUUUUGUUGUUUGGCAAAUAGCAUCUGACAAGGCAGAAACAUCAGUGUCGAUGAGAGUGACUAGCAAGCGUCUCAAACUGGCUGAAAACAACCAGAGUUUGAGAGAAAAGCUCAUAAAUAUAGAAGUGCGUAGUCAUUAGGUAAAAUGACAAUAUUGGUAC